AUGGAGGAGAAUCUCAGGCAGAGUGUGGCUGUCGAUGUGAGUCAAACCUACACGGUCUCUAGGCCUUCUUUGAACAGACUCGGACGUACAGGCUGGAAUCCGAAAAGAACAGCAGCAAAAACGGCUGGAGAAGGAUUUCGAGGUUCAAGUGUCGAGGUCAAGGCUCAGAUUGAUGAAAGAGUUGCUACUUAUCGAGAGAAUGUGCGACGAGGCCAAGAUGCGUAUCUCGAUCGACUCACUACAUUGCUGCAACGCAAGGCUGAAGUGGAGAGACAAACUGUUCGGCAUACUCGAGACCUGGCUAACCUUUGUACGACCACGACAGAAGAGUUUGAAGCUAUCGCCAAGGGUCGAUCUGACGAAGUCGGUGAAUCGAUUAGAGACCUGGAGAGUGCGGUGGUUGAUGUUGAGAAUGACAAGCAACGGCCGAAAGACCGCUCCAAUUGA
This is a messenger RNA of Exophiala aquamarina CBS 119918, 447 nucleotides long. RefSeq lists its product as uncharacterized. Bases 1 to 447 code for a protein of 148 amino acids. The record is from RefSeq and is a predicted model, not a curated record. NCBI's taxonomy places the organism in Eukaryota, Fungi, Ascomycota, Eurotiomycetes, Chaetothyriales, Herpotrichiellaceae. The transcript is spliced from 2 exons.